UUCCAUUUCAUUCUAAAUCUCAAUUUUCCAUCUACCACCAGCCUCCUUCUCCUCUUCAAACUCAAAAAAGUUUUGUAAUUUAGACCCUAACGAAAACUUAGAAAUUAGUAGAAAGCUCGUCGUCGUCGUCGUGGCUUGGUCCCCCCCUCCUUGACUCAGAAAGAUGAACGGCGGCCCAUCUGGUUUCAACAAUGCACCAGUUACAAGAAUAUGUGUUAUUGCAAGCGCUAUCUUUAGCGUUUUCUUGGGGAUCAAAGGUGGCUCUAACAAGCUUGGAUUAUCGUAUCAGGAUAUUUUCAGGAAUCCACGUCUCUGGAAGUUAGUUUUGUCAGUUUUUGCCUUUUCAUCUACACCAGAAAUGAUGUUUGGGCUAUAUCUUCUUUACUACUUCAGGGUCUUUGAGAGACAGAUUGGUUCCAACAAGUACUCUGUCUUUAUUUUGUUCUCUGUGAUAGUCUCUUUGCUCUUUGAGGUCUUUGCUGUCACACUCCUUCAAGAUCCCUUAGCCAACCUUUUGACAUCAGGACCUUAUGGUCUUAUAUUUGCUUCAUAUGUUCCCUUCUACUUUGACAUUCCAGUAUCAACUCGGUUUCGAGUCGUUGGAGUCCACCUUUCUGACAAGUCUUUCAUAUAUCUAGCUGGUGUUCAGCUUCUUUUAUCAUCAUGGAAAAGAUCAAUUUUGCCUGGGAUAUGUGGUAUCCUUGCUGGUUCCUUGUAUCGUCUGAACCUCUUUGGCAUCCGUAAGGCGAAGUUCCCUGAGUUCAUAGCUUCAUUCUUCUCACGGCUUUCUUGGCCAUCUACGGGCAGUCCGCGUGGAGCAACUUCUAGGAAUGUAACAGGAAGUGCACCAUCCUAUGCUGGCCGUCAUGUGCAGAGAACCUAUCCUGCUCCCAUGGCUCCUUCCACCGAGCCAUCAGAGGAUGCCAUUGCUACUCUGGCUUCUAUGGGUUUUGAUAGGAACUCAGCUAGACAGGCACUUGUGCAGGCUAGGAAUGAUGUCAACACAGCUACAAACAUCCUUCUUGAAGCACAGUCCCACUGAUUCAUCAAUGCUGUGAAAUGGAAUUCAGGCUGUUAGUUUGGAGAUAAACCCAUCAAUAGUGAGACAUGGUGAUCAAUCGGAUGAACUUAUUUUGAUAACCAGAUAACACUCGGGGAUUCAUCAGGUGCUCCUGGCAUCAUUUUUUAGUGUUUUCCCUCUUGUUUAUUUUAUGGGGGGGUUUAUUCCACCUAAGUUGUCUCUUUUGAGAUUAGUAAUUCACACAGAAAUGUGUCUAAAACUUAGGAACCUGUAUAAUUGUUGACAGCAUAUGCAUGUCAUGGAGGGGCAAGUACAUAGUUGUCUUCACAUACUCGUAGCCUUUCUGAUCAAUUGAUCUCUUAUGGGACAUCUGGUGAAAAUGGUCGUGUUCAUAUGCUGACACUUUGUAAAUUUAUGUCUAAUAUUGAAUUUUAUGUUUAGGUAUA
This is a messenger RNA of Populus trichocarpa (black cottonwood), 1467 nucleotides long. Its product is annotated as rhomboid-like protein 20. Gene Ontology annotation, molecular function: serine-type endopeptidase activity; protein binding. The coding region runs from base 164 to 1042 and encodes 292 amino acids. Gene Ontology annotation, cellular component: membrane. The record is from RefSeq and is a predicted model, not a curated record. NCBI's taxonomy places the organism in Eukaryota, Viridiplantae, Streptophyta, Magnoliopsida, Malpighiales, Salicaceae. The transcript is spliced from 8 exons.